UUUGGGUGAUAAGCAAAAUGCAAAUACAUUCCUUAUAAUCCAUGUUCCUGACCCACUUGGUAGGAAGAGGAAUGGUAGGUUAUUGAGGAGGACUCUUUGUUUAAAGCUUGCAAAUUAAAGCAAAGACAAAACCUCACUUUUUCCCUCAUAAGAAAAACCAUGAACAAGGAUGAUGAGAUGGACCAAAAAACCAUCUUAGAAGAACUUCUCGUAAAGAAGUCACAACAAAAGAAGAAAAUGUCACCAAACAAUUACAAAGAAAGACUUUUUGUCCUGACAAAAACACACCUCUCCUACUAUGAUUAUGAUAAGAUGAAAAAAGGCAGCAAGAAAGGAUCGAUUGAUAUUAAGAAAAUUCGGUGUGUUGAAAGAGUGAAUCUUGAGGAACAAACCCCCAUGGACAGACAAUAUCCAUUCCAGAUUGUUUAUAAAGAUGGCCUUCUAUAUGUGUAUGCAUCAAAUGAAGAGAGCCGAAGCCAGUGGUUAAAAGCUCUUCAGAAAGAGAUAAAGGGAAACCCUCACCUGCUCAUCAAGUACCACAGUGGAUUCUUCACCGAUGGCAAGUUCCUUUGUUGUCAGCAGAGUUGUAAGGCGGCUCCUGGAUGCACCCUCUGGGAGGAAUAUCCAAAUCUACAGGUGGCAAGCAUCCCUGGGAAAUCAAUAUUCCCCAACAUUCCUGAUAGACUGCUGAAGAUUCCACGAGCAGUUGCUGUUCUUCCACUUCAUGGAUCAUCCCCAAAAUCCAUGACAGCAGAAUUUGAUUCAGAGCUGAGAAUUCAGAGUUCCGAGACAGAUGCAUGUACACGAGGUGAAAAUGCUGUUUCUGGGAUCCAGUUAAAGAAACAUGUAAAAACUCAGGGUAUACCAAUGAUUUCCUGGGGAGAUGCAAGAUCAAGUUCAUCUGAGGAAGAGGAAAGCCUUAACAACUAUGACUGGUUCGCAGGUGAUAUCUCAAGAGCCCAGUCUGAACAAUUACUGAGACAAAAGGGAAAAGAAGGAGCAUUUAUGGUUCGGAACUCAAGCCAAGCAGGACGAUACACAGUAUCCUUAUUUAGUAUGGCCCUAAAUGAUAAAAAAGGAGCUGUAAAACAUUAUCAUGUGCACACAAAUGCUGAAAACAAAUUGUACUUAGCAGAAAAUUAUUGUUUUGAUUCGAUCCCUAAGCUUAUUUAUUAUCAUCAACACAAUUCAGCAGGCAUGAUUACUAGGCUUCGACAUCCAGUAUCUACCAAAGCCAAUAAGGUCCCAUUCACAGCAUCCUUGGGAAGCGGAAUUUGGGAGCUAAAGCGUGAAGAUAUUACUCUUUUGGAAGAACUGGGAUGUGGACAGUUUGGAGUGGUGCAUCUGGGAAAAUGGAAGGGGAAGUAUGAUGUUGCCAUUAAGAUGAUUAAGGAAGGUUCCAUGUCAGAAGAUGAAUUCAUACAGGAGGCCCAUACCAUGAUGAAACUCAACCACCCGAAGCUGGUCAAAUUCUAUGGUGUGUGCACUGAGAAGUACCCCAUCUACAUAGUGACUGAGUACAUCACAAAUGGUUGUUUGCUCAGCUAUCUGAAAUGUCAUGGGAAAGAACUCCAGCCCUUCCAGCUUCUGGAAAUGUGCUACAAUGUUUGUGAAGCAAUGGCAUUCUUAGAGAGCCACCAGUUCAUACACCGAGACUUGGCUGCUAGGAAUUGUUUGGUUGACAGUGACCUUUCAGUGAAAGUAUCUGACUUUGGAAUGACCAGAUAUGUUCUUGAUGAUCAGUAUGUCAGCUCAGUAGGAACAAAGUUCCCAAUCAAGUGGUCAGCACCAGAGGUGUUUCAUUACUCCAAAUAUAGCAGCAAGUCAGACGUAUGGGCCUUUGGAAUCCUGAUGUGGGAAGUGUUCAGUUUGGGAAAACAACCUUAUGAACUCUAUGAUAAUAGGCAGGUGGUGACAAAAGUUUCCCAAGGUUAUCGGUUGUAUCGUCCACAGCUAGCUUCAGACAACAUCUACCAAAUAAUGUACAGCUGUUGGCAUGAGCUUCCAGAAAAACGUCCCACAUUUCAUCAGCUCCUGUCUUCCAUUGAUACUCUCCGGGAAGAUGACAAACUUUGAAAAAAGAAAAUGGAAGAAAUACAUACAGUGAACAUAAAAUCUGGCAACUAUCUUCAUUCUUUUUAAGGGAAGCAGAAAGGACUGCAGUCUCAGUAGUUUAGUUGCUUCAACUCAGUGUUAUGUCAUUUAUUGUUUGUCCUUUAUAAUGUAGAGGAGUGAAUAAGAUAAAGGAGGAAAGUUUCCAGGGAUUUUGGGGCGAUCAUCUGACUAAAAUUUACUGAUAUUACUCCUAAGAGAACAAUACUUCCUUGAUGAAAAUAGAAUUACAUUUCAUGCCCAUUUCUAUUAAACAGUAUUCAUUUUUCACUACUUUUAUAAAUUAAAUAGAAAGUUAAAAUGAUUGAUUUAUUGAAGUUUAUUUUAUCAGACUGGAUUCUUAUUUUUUUUCUUAGAGCAUAAUCAUUAAGUUUAGACCUGAAGGGAGAGAUUAAUAACCCAGCCCCUUCAUGAAAUCCAGAGAGGGGAAAUCACCUUUUUGAAGUCAUAUCAGUAGUAAAUCACUGAGCCAAGAUUUGGAAAUCUAGUGUGUCAUCCUUAAAAGCUUUUUUUUUUUUUAAAAGCAAUUAAUUAUGAUUUUGACCUGCUAUCAGAGUAUAUGUUAGAAUUGUUAAUUUAUACUUCAAAAGCUUGUCUUUGAUCCCUACUAUGUAUUAUUUCGGUAACAAAAGUACCCUGUCACCAGGCCAUGGUGGUCUCUCAUUAUAUAUUCUAUGGUCCAAACCAAUAGGUAUAAUAUUUGGCAGAAAGCCGUAUCAGAGCUAUAAAUUUUUCUACUCAUGGUAUAAAAAUAAAAUGCUAUGAAUAUUUAGUUGUAGAAAUUCUUCUGAACUAUUAGUGUUUCUUCUGCAUAUAUCUUCCUCCCCAUAGAUUUAUUUUGUUUUUUUGCUUAUAUAAAAGCUUUUGUACAUGCGAUAUCCUACUAAAUAGAAUGUAAGCUCUUUGAGAACAGUCACUGAUUUAUUUUUGUCUUUGUAUUCUAGUAUUUAGUGAGUAUUGAAUAAAUUCUUGCUGAUUGAUUGAGGA
Sarcophilus harrisii (Tasmanian devil) is the source of this 3099-nucleotide messenger RNA. It is a transcript of the gene BMX, whose product is annotated as BMX non-receptor tyrosine kinase. The transcript is spliced from 19 exons. The coding region runs from base 160 to 2076 and encodes 638 amino acids. Gene Ontology annotation, biological process: B cell receptor signaling pathway; intracellular signal transduction; adaptive immune response. Gene Ontology annotation, molecular function: ATP binding; non-membrane spanning protein tyrosine kinase activity. NCBI's taxonomy places the organism in Eukaryota, Metazoa, Chordata, Mammalia, Dasyuromorphia, Dasyuridae. The record is from RefSeq and is a predicted model, not a curated record.